Dovyalis caffra is the source of this 1179-nucleotide messenger RNA. Lineage: Eukaryota; Viridiplantae; Streptophyta; Magnoliopsida; Malpighiales; Salicaceae. The record is from the annotation of a GenBank genome assembly.
AUGGUGAAAUCAAGCGACGGUGGGGUGGCUCCUUUCUUGAAGAAAUGCUAUGAAAUGGUAGAUGAUGAGUCAACAAAUUCAAUAAUCUCAUGGAGCCAAACCAAUGACAGCUUUGUUAUUUGGGACAUGACUGGAUUCUCUGUUCACUUGUUGCCUAAGUACUUCAAGCACAGCAAUUCUUCUAGUUUUGUCAGGCAGCUCAAUAUCUAUGGAUUUAGAAAAAUUGAUACAGAUCAUUGGGAAUUUGCAAAUGAUGGAUUUAUCAGAGGGCAGAAAAAUUUGUUAAAGAAUAUCUGCAGGAGGAAAAAUUCUCAGGGCACAGACAUUCGAAAAUCAGUGCAGCAGCAGGACAACUCCGUUGAACAUCACGAAAGUGUUGAAAACGCAGAUCUCUGGAAGGAAGUUGAGAACCUGAAGACGGGUAAAAGUGCACUUACACAGGAGUUGGUUAAGCUCAGGCAGCACCAGGAAACUGCAGACAAUAAGUUGCUCCUGUUGAGGGAUCGCCUUCAAGGAAUGGAAAAAAAUCAGCAGCAGAUGCUGUCUUUCUUAGUGAUGGCAAUGCAAAGCCCAGGGUUUCUAGCUCAGCUACUACAUAAAAAGGAAAAUAAUUGGUGGAUGGCUGAGCCAAGAAGCAUAGUGGAACAGGGUGCAGAUGAUGCUGAUCCAUUGGCUUCUGAGGGGAUGAUAGUAAGGUACCAGCCACCAGUGGACGAGAUGUUUGAGCCUGAACUUGCACCGGCAAUUGGUCUGGAAAAUCCACAAGAAUCUAAUCUAUCUUCUGAUGGGUUGAAAGAUUUUUUUGUGAGUCCAGAUUUUAUGGAACUGCUUAUGGAUGAUAAUUUGGGUUUUGAAAAUCAUGCCCCAUUUGCUCUACCAGAAUUAGCGGAUGAUGGUGCUUGGGAAAAGCUGCUUUUAGCUAAUCCUUUUGUUGAGAAUAUUAAAGAUACCAAACCAGAUUCUGAAGAACCCACUGAUGCUGAAACUGAUACAGGAACAGCAGUUCUUGGAACACAGCUGGACAGAUCUCAAAAUCUUGAAUGUUCAAUAGAACAGAUGGAGAAGUCCCAUAACUUGGAGAACAAAGCAACUGAUGAAGGACCUCACUUUGAGAACCCUCAGAACUUGGAGAUUCUAACUAAGCAGAUGGGUCUUUUGGCAUCUGAGACAAACCACUAA